UUUUUUAAUGUGCUACAGUGUAAAUAUAUUUUAUCCGGAAAUAUAAUUUGUGUAAAUUUUUUCACCUUUUGUAUUAAUAAUUCUUAAAUAAAAUUUUAUGUAUGAUUUAUUUAGAGAAUAAAAUGAUUCUACACAUGUGUAAAUUUUUAUUAAUAUUUUUGUACAUCAGUUUGCUGAGAUUUUGUGUAUUGGUAAAUGGCAACUUUGUCCCUGAUAGCUUCAUGGGUUUAUCUACGGUAAUAGGCCCUGAUACCUAUGGAAUACUGAACCAGUAUAAAAAUCUAUACACUGAAGGGUUAUCGCAAUUUGUCUCAGACAAAGUUAAUUUGAGCAAGUAUAAAAGGUUUUACACCGAAUUUGAACCUGUUGCGGCUAAUAUUUUUACAAAGUAUAAACAGGUCACAGCGAUUUUCAUGAGCACUUCGAGAUUCUAUUACAACUACCGUCACUCGGGAAAUGUAUUUGCAGUGUUGUCAAAAUAUGUUAAAUUCGGGCAACUCUCAAAUAAAUACAUGUCACCCAUCCUACCAGAAACUUGCGCCUGUCAUCCAACUAACACUGCGGCGGGCAGAAUCUACGUUGAUUCUAACGUUAAUCUUAAGUAUUACAAGGGUGUAAUAUCUAAAGACGAAUCGAACAUUUAUUAUGAAGACUUGAUAAUUAAAUACAACGGUCACGGACUCCUAAAGAAACAUUUCAGAUAUGCCAUGACCGGCAGAUAUCCCAAACAAUUCCCAAACUCCUUAAAAGUCUACACACAAUACACCGUGGGAGAUGAGGUGGGAAGUAAUAAGUUUGUGUAUAUGACGGGUCAUGGAGGAGAUUCGUAUCUCCAAUUUCAGGCUAAAGACUUUAUUUCAUCAGUUGAGAUGGCGACGAAUUUUAAGGAAAUGUACCUAAAAGAGCCGAGGAUGAAGAUAUUCACACUACUGGACACCUGCCAAGCGUCUACAAUGUAUACCCAUGUGGACAAGGAGAUUCCACUGGUGUGGAUCGCCUCAAGUGUCAGGGGUGAGAGUAGCUACAGUCAUAACCCAAACCCGUACAUCUCAAUCUCGACAUGUGACAAAUUCACAUUUGUGCUGAGUAACUUUUUGAACAGUGUGUUAUCGGGGAUUGUCCAUGGAACUAAUAAGGCCUCGGUGUCCAGACUCUCACUCAGACAACUGCUGAGAAAUUAUGAACGGAACACUGAGAAGGAAAGGAUCGAAUACGGCGUCAGUGAGAACAUAAUUGACGGAGAUUCGGGGGAAAAGUUGGAUAAAGUUUAUUUAGGGCAGUUUAUAUUCAAUUAUCGUAAAUUAUACGCCAACUCGCUCAAGUUCAAGGUUAAUAAAAAUAAAGGUAAAAAUUCCAAGAGGUUUAGAAACUUUAAAGUUGAAAGUGCCAAGCACCAAAGAUACGAAAAUUCAACACUCCUAGACAAGGUUAUCCAUUUCCUCAAUAAUCCUGGAAUUAUUUAUCACUCAACGCCAAGAGAAUCAUGAGAUAAAAUAAUAAAAAUUUGGAUUAAAUAAUUCACUCAAACUGUACAAAUAAUUUAAAGGCAAAUAUUUGAAAAAUUAACCUGAUGGAAUAAAUUUAAUAAUUUAAUGGCAUGUACA
Messenger RNA from Theileria parva strain Muguga, 1604 nucleotides. RefSeq names its product GPI-anchor transamidase (gene PIGK). Gene Ontology annotation, molecular function: GPI-anchor transamidase activity. The record is from RefSeq and is a predicted model, not a curated record. Gene Ontology annotation, cellular component: GPI-anchor transamidase complex. Bases 102 to 1487 code for a protein of 461 amino acids. The transcript has 3 exons. Lineage: Eukaryota; Apicomplexa; Aconoidasida; Piroplasmida; Theileriidae. Gene Ontology annotation, biological process: attachment of GPI anchor to protein; protein localization to cell surface; proteolysis.